Emiliania huxleyi CCMP1516 is the source of this 797-nucleotide messenger RNA. RefSeq lists its product as hypothetical. The coding region runs from base 86 to 685 and encodes 199 amino acids. The record is from RefSeq and is a predicted model, not a curated record. NCBI's taxonomy places the organism in Eukaryota, Haptophyta, Isochrysidales, Noelaerhabdaceae. The transcript has 3 exons.
CGCACCCCUCAGGCGGAACGUCUCACUGUUCUUCAUCCGCACGGCUCGCUGCUGAGCGGCUGCCGCCAGCUUGCGCCUACGCUGUAUGAGGGUGGCCGCCUCCUCGACGCGGCGAUGCUCGUGCGUUGCGGCAAGGCCAAAGCGGAGGACUUCGUCUUCUUCCGUGGGCGAGAAUUGCCGAUGUCGCCGAGAUGGCAUCUCCAUUUCUUCCCUGUAUUCGGUUGAAUCCGUGCCAAGGAUAUGCCCGGGCCCGCUUGUGAUGCGACCUGCUCGUGCGUCCCCCAGGCGCGUGCAGUGGGAGGACGACGAGUUCGCCGAGCAGCUGGCGCGUGGCGACUGGAUGAUCUGCCCGAAGGCGCGCGGCGAGUGGAUGGUCAACGCAAAGGGAGGCCACGGCUUGGGCGAGGAUCGUGCGCUGAGCACCGCCGAGCAGGAGCUGCGCGACCAGCGGCGGCUGCGUUCGUCGUGGGCGGCAUGGUCGCUGUGCGUGGAGAGCCUCGGCGCGGCGCACGCCCCCCUGCUCCGCUUCCGCCCUGACGCGCUCAAAGAGGCAAUUGAGCGGAUCAGCUUCCCAGAGGGCCCGCCUUCACGGCAGGACGAGCGAUUGGCCAACGCGCUGAGCGGCGGACGGAGCUACGCUGUGGGGGACGAGACGCCAGCGUGGCAGGAGUCUAGAGACGAAUGACUCGCUUACCUUCCUCGUUAUGCGGUUCUGCUGCUCUGACAUCGAGCGCACUUGUGCGUUGUGGCCCUGUGCGGUCUAGCUAGGUCUCCCCUCCCAAUGCACUCCCGACUAG